This is a messenger RNA of Peromyscus eremicus (cactus mouse), 1529 nucleotides long. It is a transcript of the gene Hpdl, whose product is annotated as 4-hydroxyphenylpyruvate dioxygenase like. Gene Ontology annotation, biological process: aromatic amino acid metabolic process. Gene Ontology annotation, molecular function: 4-hydroxyphenylpyruvate dioxygenase activity. The coding region runs from base 254 to 1369 and encodes 371 amino acids. Lineage: Eukaryota; Metazoa; Chordata; Mammalia; Rodentia; Cricetidae. The record is from RefSeq and is a predicted model, not a curated record. The transcript has a single exon.
UCUCAUACAUUUUACCCCUCUGCAGAGGCUCUGGUCCUCAGCCGCCUUCUGGUUGAGGUUGCGCUGCAGAGAGGAUCAAUCCCCCAAGGUCUGGCUGUGACCCGGGCCCAGAAAAGACCAAGGAACGCGCUCUUCGGGCAGACCUGGACUCCACCGGCUUCCAACAACUAGUCGGGGACCGAGAGUCUUGGAGUUUUAAACAAGUGAGCGGCCCCAGAAGGACAGGGCCGGGUGGCUGGCCAUUGGGCUCGCCAUGGCUGCGCACGCCCGCCGUCUGUGCCAUGUCGCUUUCCAUGUGCCUGCCGGGCAGCCGCUAGCGAAGGACCUCCACCGCCUCUUCGGCUUCCAGCCCCUGGCGGUGCGGGAAGCAGGCGGCUGGAGACAGCUGGCCCUGCGCAGCGGAGACGCUGUCUUUCUAGUGAACGAGGGCUCGGGGCCGGGGGAGCCACUGUAUGGCCUGGAUCCGCAUCACUCGGUGCCCAGCGCCACGAACCUGUGCUUCGACGUGGAGGAUGUGGGCGGUGCCGCCCGGGCGCUGGCCGCACAGGGCUGCGACGUGCCGGUACCACCCACUAGUGUGAGGGAUGCACAGGGCACAGCCAUCUACACGGUGGUCAGCUCUCCGGUUGGUAACCUUAGCUUUACGUUGCUGCAGCGUGCUGGCUAUGGAGGAUCCUUCCUGCCCGGAUUCAGACCGCUGCCUUGCACACCUGGCCCUCCCUGGGUCAGCCACGUGGACCACUUGACCUUGGCCUGCACCUCUGGCAGCUCCCCUACACUUAGGCGUUGGUUCCAGGACUGCCUAGGGUUUCGUCACUUGCCGCUGAGCCCAGGUGAGGAUCCGGAGCUGGGCCUCGAGGUGGCUGCAGGGUCUGGGCGAGGGGGAUUACGGCUUACUGCCCUGCAGAUCCCACCUGACAGCACAGUCCCCACCCUCGUACUGGCAGAGUCCCUGCCGGGACCCACCAACAUACAAGACCAGGUAGAGCAAUUUCUAGCCCGGCACCAGGGGCCAGGUCUGCAGCACGUAGGACUGUACACUCCCAACAUCAUGGAAGCUUCUGAGGGGGUGGCGAAGGCAGGAGGUCAGCUCCUGACCCCUCCUGAAGCUUACUACCAGCAGCCCGGCAAAGAGGAACAAAUCGUAGCUGCAGGGCACAAGCCUAGCCUUCUAGAACGGCAGGGAAUUCUACUAGAUGGCGACAAAGACACGUUCUUGCUUCAGGUCUUCACCAAGUCCCUCUUCACUGAGGACACCUUCUUUCUGGAGCUGAUUCAGAGACAGGGAGCCACAGGCUUUGGCCAGAACAACAUCCGGGCACUAUGGCAGUCCGUGCAAGAGGAAGCUGCCAGGGCCCAGGGAGCAUAAUCCGGCAGGAUCCCAGGUGCUCUGAGGAGUGCAGCACAGGCCUACUGGAACUGACACACCUCCACAGGGCCACACCCCAAAUAAAGGCCAUCCGUUCUGGCCAGGUGGGGGUCUUUGUUUCAACCAGUACCUGCCAAUUCUAGCGUCUCUUACUGGACUC